CUCACUGAAGUCAACCUUUGACUCUUCAAAGCCAUGGCGCGCAAAGCAACGGCACCCUAGUCUCCGGUGGCUCUUGCCAUUUCCAUCAACACCGAACCAAACCUUCUCAGUUUCUCUCUUCCCCGGUCCCUCCUCAAGCUUCAUAGCCAAUUCUCGCCGUUAAAUGACGUCAGCAAAUCUCUCUUCGCCGGUGGCUUCUGCCGUACAAUCCAUCCACCGUUUAUUGACUGAUCUCUGCGACCACGAACACCAUUACUCAUUCGAAAAUCCACGACGGUUCUCGGGGUUGGCUCGGCGGCUUCAUCUUGUCGUCAACCAGCUACUCCUGUCUGUUCAAUCACCGUCGCUGGAGACCUUACCGUCGUCGGUGCAGACCGCCCUGAAGGGAGUGUCCGGCGAUCUAUCCAAGGCUGCAGAAGUUGUUUCCGUCUAUGAGAAAAGCAGCAAGAUAUUUGUAUUGAUCAACUGCAAGUCCCUCUGCUCGUCCCUUCUGGAGCACACCUUCUCCAUUGGAGGAUGGCUCGCCUUGCUUGAUGAGGCUCUUCAAGACCAUCCCGACCUCCAAAAGAAAGCUUCUGAUCUCUCCAGAGACAUGAAGCUUGCUCAGUUCAGAGUAAUUAGCCCUUUUCUCUUUAUUCCGAAGAAAUCGAACGAAGAGAGAGUACAAUGUACGCUGGAAAAAGAAGGGACAGGAAGACCAACAACCAAGGCGGUGCAGAGUGCUAUAGUAAUGGAUUUGGCUCGCUCUUUGGGGAUUGACCCAGGUGAUCAUAUUGAGUUGUCUAACGAAAUAAAGCUGUUCAAGAAUGACCUAUUGCGCUCAAAUUCUGUAACGGAGCGGCGGAUUUUAACUUCCCUUGAAAGGAUUUUGAAUAACUGGUCUAUUGAACCUGACAUUGAGACUCGAAAAUUGGACUUUGACCUUGAAGAUGAUGCAGCGAUUUUUCCCUUUAAAAAUUUUCUUUGCCCAUUGACCAAGGAAGUGAUGAAGAACCCCGUGGUUGUGGAAACGUCCCAGACCUAUGAACGGACUGCUAUAGAGUACUGGUUCGAGAGGUGUAUUGAGGAUGCUCGUGAUCCAACUUGUCCUGUCACUGGAAACGUUCUCAAAUCCUUGGAACUGAAACCCAAUAUUGGACUGGCAGGGGCAAUAGAAGAGUGGGUUAACAGGGUUGUGGAGUAUCAAGUAAAAUCCGCUGCUGAGCACUUGACAGAGGAGCCACUUUGUAUUGAUCACGUUGAGCGAGCUUUGGAUAACAUUUAUAAGGUUUCAGAAGAGCAUCCUGCUAGCAGAUAUGUAAUCAGGAAUGCUGGAAUUGUGCAACUGAUAGUGAAGCUGCUUACUAAUAGCUCAAAGAUUAUUGGAUCACGGUUGAGAAGUAAAGCUCUGAUGGCUUUAGUUACUUUGGCUAAAGAUGAAGAAAGCAAGAAAAUAAUGCUUGAAGGGAGUGUCACAAGGUUGGCAGUACAUAGUCUUAUUGGUAGCACAGAGAAAGAGAGAGAGUAUGCUGUGAAGUUAUUACUGGAGUUCACCAGUGAUGAAGCUUGUUGCAUAAUGGUUGCAUCAGAGAAAGGGGCAUUAGUUCUCCUCACAAGUAUGGCAGGAAAUUUAGAGUCUCCUGCUUUGUCCAAGUUAGCUGAGGAAGUCUUAAGGCAGUUGGAGAGGGUGGAGGAUAAUGUGCAGCGGUUAGCAGCAGCGGGAAGAUUUGAACCUUUACUUUCACGGCUGCAUGGUGGACCUGAUACUGUAAGGAUAGAGAUGGCAUCUCUGCUUGGAAGGAUGACCUUGACAAACAGCAAUAAAGAGCAAAUUGCCAGGCAAAGUGCUGGAGUACUUGUUGACCUGUUGUCGAAGUCAGAGGGAAGAGAACCAAGUCUGCAAGCAUUAUAUAACUUGUCAGGAUUGGAUGACAAUGCAACCAUCCUUGUUGAGCCUCCAGUCUUUCCAUCUCUUAUUGGUGUUCUUUUUGAUGACCAGGAGCCUUCAGAUGAAAUUAAAACAUUAGCUGCUUCAACAAUUGCAAAUAUAGUAUCAAAGCCGGGGCGUUGGGAAUUAGCAUCAGCUGACACAAAGGGGAAUUCAAUGCAGUCAGAAAACAUUGUUUUCAGACUUUUGCAACUUUUAGACUCAGUGUCUUCUCAAUGUCAAGUAUAUGUUCUUCGCAUUCUCUAUGGAAUAACAUCAUCCCCGCAGGCGUCAGAGUCAGUAGCUUUGCAUAUAAAAUCUGGGGAUGGCUUUAAAACGGUCGCAAACUUUCUUGAACACCCAGAAGUCGAACUCAGAAUAUAUGCUCUGAAGCUUUUGAGGCUACUAUCUGAACUGUUCAGUCAAGGUCUAGGAAAUGAGCUGAGACUUUCUAACAAGCUCACCAUACUCAAAGAAAAAAUGUUAGAUGACCAAUCUGCAGAGGACGAGAGAGCAACAGCAGCAUGUAUACUUGCCAACCUUUCCUUAACAGAAGAUGAAUUAAAAUCACUUUUAGGAGGUGAUUUCAUUAGAUGGAUCGUCGCUACUCUUCAGAAUCAGAGGCGCGGCUCCAAUGCAAGGGUUUCACGGACUGCGCUAGGCAUGCUGGAAGGUCUUCUUGGUCUCUUACUUCAGUUCACUAGGAGCCUUAAUGAGCAAACUCUUACUGUUGUCAGAGAAAAUCAUCUCAUGACCAUUUUCUGUCAACAGCUGGAAUAUAAUUCCAAACCAAAGGUCAAAAGACUUGCAGCCCUUGGAUUAAAAAGCUUAUCAGAAUUUGGAAGGGCAGUUAUUUCAAGGGACUCUGAACCCUCACCUUCUAGUGGGUUUUGCUCUCCCUUCUUGUUCAUUUGUGGAAGGACAUCUAAUCAAAACUUUUCAUGUCCAUUUCACAACAGUCCCUGUGAGGAAGAAAGUCAAUUGUGCCUGUUUAAGACCAGCUGUAUAAAGCCUCUAAAUGAUCUCUUCAGUGAUAAUGAUACUAGUGUCCAAGUUGCUGCGGUGGAGGCACUUUCAACACUGAUAUUGGACUAUUCGUCAAAUAGCUUUAAGAGAGCAGUUGAUGAGCUUGAGCAAUUGGGUGUGGUUGAUUCUGUGAUCAAACUUUUCACAGAGGCUAGCUCAGGGGAACUUCAGGAGAAGACCAUUUGGAUCAUAGAGAAAAUACUGAGAGUGGAAAAUCACAUACCUAAGCACUCACUUAAUCAGUCUCUUGUGAGGGGCUUGGUUGAAGCCUUUAAGCAUGGGAAUCCCAACGCCAAGUUGCUUGCUCAAGAUGCUUUAACCUACCUAAAGCAAAUAUCAGUUCUAAGUGAGAGGACAUCAAGUCAACCUCGAGCUCGGAGGUAAUGGAAGGAUUUGAAAAAUGAGAUGUAUUAUUCAUGAUUUGUAACUUGUAAGUAACGUAUUCUUUUAUAAUUAUUUUAUUUUAUAUUAA
Prosopis cineraria is the source of this 3404-nucleotide messenger RNA. Its product is annotated as U-box domain-containing protein 44-like. The transcript is spliced from 6 exons. Gene Ontology annotation, molecular function: protein binding; ubiquitin-protein transferase activity. Gene Ontology annotation, biological process: protein ubiquitination. The coding region runs from base 164 to 3316 and encodes 1050 amino acids. NCBI's taxonomy places the organism in Eukaryota, Viridiplantae, Streptophyta, Magnoliopsida, Fabales, Fabaceae. The record is from RefSeq and is a predicted model, not a curated record.